AUGAGCAUGAAAGAUAGUGACACCACAAGUGUGUCAACAGGUGUCUCAUAUGAACCCAAAACGCUUGUUUUGUCACUGACACACGGAUCUGAAUCGCUGAAAAGGUAUAUUCAACGUACGCAAACCAAUGGCAGUCUUUACAAAGUAAUCCUGGGGAUACAAGAUGAUCGUGAACUCGAUCGCAAAGAUCUGUAUUUACCAACUGGUCAGGAAGUGGCUGACGUGAUUGAAGAAAUAUCACGUCCUCAGUCCAGACUGGCUCAAGCAGGUUCGAUGUUGGAAAAUAGUGAUGAAAGAAGCAAUGACCAUAGCGACAUUACACCUGAUGAAGUUGAUGCGCCAAAACCUGAUACCGGGUAUGCGUGGUUCAUGGCUGUUUGCGGCUUGUUGGCCGUGUUUUCUACGUGGGGGUCUAACGCUUCAUUUGGGGUCUUUUUGAAUUUCUACACGUCCCAUGAUACAUUUCCGGAAGCCGGCAAGUACGACUACGCGCUUAUAGGUGGCAUAGUCAUGUUUUGUGCUCAGUUCCUAGCACCAUUCUCCAUCUUGAUAUACCAAGUAGUGGGUCAUCGACCAUUGAUGAUCUUGGGAGUUUGUCUACAGACAGCCGGUUACAUACUUGCACUGUUCGCAACUCGCUUAUGGCAGCUUUAUUUGACGCAGGGUCUUCUAGUUGGUCUUUCUUUCGUCAUGGUCUUUUUACCCGCAACCAUGAUUGUCCCAACUUGGUUUGACAAGUAUAUCGCAACAUGUAUGGGUAUCAUGGUCCUGGGAGCUGGUGUUGGUGGGUUGGUCUUCUCUCUUUCAUUGAACAAAGUUAUGGAACAAACAGGAGACCAGCGUUGGGCUCUUCGUAUGGUCGGCUUCAUUUGUUUAUUUACCGCCAUCAUCCCUGCGGUGUUCCUCAAAAAUAGAACCAAGCUGGCUGCGCAACUCACUCCAUUACGACAACGACUCACGCGAAAAUACAUACUGCAACAUGCUCGAGUGAUCUUCGAUUUCUCUGUCUUCAACAAUUAUGCCUUGAUUUGUGUCGCCUUUUGGUUUGCCAUCUGCUUAUUAGGGUAUACUCUUAUGCUUUAUCUGACAUCAUCCUACGCAAAACUGGUCGGCCUUUCCGAUCAGCAAGGGUCGCUGCUCACUUCGAUCAUGAAUGCGGCACAGAUUGUAGGUCGGCCAUUAAUGGGGCUUACUUCAGAUGCCUUCACUGGACGCCUGACAUUUGCUCUGGGGAUUUCAUUUUUAAUUGGAAUCUUAUUACUUGCAUGGUGGAUCAAUGCCGAUCUGUACGGUCUGCUUAUUGCCUUUGUCGUUGUAAUCGGGCUAGUCAUUGGCGUUGGGUCAACGAUGGCACAAUCUCUUGCAUCAGACAUUUUGAAAGGUCAACGUGUGGCACUGGCAUGGUGUGGGAUGAACAUGCUAGUGGGAAUGACAACUCUAGUUGCGGAAGUCAUUGCAUUGGCAUUGGUCAGACCAGAUUCCUCGAAUCCUUAUCUUCAUACCCAAAUUUUCUCGGGGUGUUGCUUUUUAUUUUGUGGCAUAUUGGCAUUAAUCGCUAGAGAAUAUCUUGUGAGGCGUAAAUUGCACGAACGACAAGAAAAUGCUCUUAAUCAUUGCGAGGAAGUGGCUCCGAGCAAGGAUGGCGACGAUGAAAAGGAAAUUAUUCAACUGCGCAUAUCCCGUUACCAAAUUCUUUUGAAGCGUUCCCUCUUUGCUUUCUUCAUUAGGUGUUUCUACCCUAUCAAAGCAUGA
Diutina rugosa is the source of this 1752-nucleotide messenger RNA. RefSeq lists its product as uncharacterized. Gene Ontology annotation, biological process: transmembrane transport. Gene Ontology annotation, molecular function: transmembrane transporter activity. NCBI's taxonomy places the organism in Eukaryota, Fungi, Ascomycota, Pichiomycetes, Serinales, Debaryomycetaceae. The transcript has a single exon. Bases 1 to 1752 code for a protein of 583 amino acids. The record is from RefSeq and is a predicted model, not a curated record.